Messenger RNA from Sceloporus undulatus (fence lizard), 1418 nucleotides. RefSeq names its product ChaC glutathione specific gamma-glutamylcyclotransferase 2 (gene CHAC2). Gene Ontology annotation, cellular component: cytoplasm. Gene Ontology annotation, molecular function: gamma-glutamylcyclotransferase activity; glutathione specific gamma-glutamylcyclotransferase activity. The coding region runs from base 180 to 824 and encodes 214 amino acids. Lineage: Eukaryota; Metazoa; Chordata; Lepidosauria; Squamata; Phrynosomatidae. Gene Ontology annotation, biological process: glutathione catabolic process. The transcript is spliced from 3 exons. The record is from RefSeq and is a predicted model, not a curated record.
AGUCGGCCUUGCCUUGCCCUUGCCUUGCCUUCCGCCUCCAGGGAGGAAGCCAGAGGCACGGGGCGCCUGGUGGCGGGGGAAGAGGCCCCAUUCCCGGCCCAGGAGAGCCCCAGCCCCGGCGGAGGGCUGCUGAAGCACUACAAGCCCCGUGGCGCCCGGCGGGGGCCGGAGAGGGCGGCAUGGAGGGCUCUGGAUGCGGAGGCUGCGGCUGCCCUGCUCCGGGGAGGGAGGCGGCGGCAGAAGAGCUCCGCGGGGCCAGGAGCAGGAUGUGGGUCUUCGGCUACGGCUCCCUCAUCUGGAAGGUGGACUUCCCCUACGAGGACAAGAUGGUCGGAUAUAUCGCCGGGUACGGGCGCAGGUUCUGGCAGGGCAGCACCGACCACAGAGGGGUCCCCGGGAAGCCUGGAAGAGUUGUGACACUUAUUGAAGAUCCUGAGGGCUGUGUAUGGGGUGUUGCAUACAAACUACCAAUCGGACAUGAAGGCGAAGUAAAAGCAUAUCUUGAUUUCCGAGAGAAAGGAGGCUACAGGACUACAACUGUUCUUUUCUAUCCCAAAGAUCCCUUAGUGGAACCAUUCGAUGUGCUGUUAUAUAUUGGAACCUGUGAAAAUCCUAACUACCUUGGACCAGCACCUCUAGAAGAAAUUGCCGAACAGAUUUUUAAUGCAGUUGGUCCUAGUGGAAGAAACACAGAAUACCUUUUUGAACUCUGCAACUCGCUCAGGGAUCUUGUACCAGAAGAUGUAGAUGAACAUGUUUUUGCUUUAGAGAAACUAGUAAAGAAAUUCUUGGAACAAGAACCAAAAAAUCUUAAUUCCAUAUAAAAAUAUAUAUUUAAAACAUUCUUCAUCAUCAGAAUAAUUGUUUCAUAGACAACAAAUGUUUUAUUUGGAGAUGUUCCAACUGGACUUUAAAAUAUUUCCUUCAGGGCACUACUGUUAUUACUCAGUAGAAAACUACAUUUAAAAUUAUGUCUUCAGGAGUUUAAGGGAGGAAGAACUUUGAAUUUUGGUGAAAUUUUCAACAAUGCUUUCUUCAUUUCUCAAAUGUGCAGAAAGAAUUUAGGCCCAGUUUUAAGUGUGAGAGGAAACUUUAUUGAUUUCAAGUUAUUUAGACUUUUUUUCAGUUUUUUAAAAAAUGUAGAUUUGAACUGGAUCCUGCACAUGGACAGACUAUAGCUAUAAUUCAAGGCAUAUUUACUUGGUGGUUCCCCUAUCCAACAAAUUCAGGCUUGCUUAUGGUGGUAAGCAUUCAUAGGAAUGAGCUGUAUAUGUCAACAUGGACCUGAAUCAUACGUACUCAGCAACAGUGCCAGUGGUGCUUAUGGAUUAUAGCACUAACAAGGAAAUCCUAUGUACUGCAAUUUACUCCCAUGGAAGAAGGUUCAAUUGAAUUUAAAGUAAACAUCAAUAGAUUUA